Molecule: messenger RNA, 2669 nt
Organism: Heterobilharzia americana
Lineage: Eukaryota; Metazoa; Platyhelminthes; Trematoda; Strigeidida; Schistosomatidae
Source: the annotation of a GenBank genome assembly
GAAAUUGAAGGUGAAAGCACUCACGUAACGCGGAUGUAUUGAAUGUUGUGCUACUUUUGGACAUGCAAAGCCCUACUGGGCAAAUUAAUUGUGCAUUUGGGGCCACUAUGAAUUAUUCUGGAAGGUUGAAAUGGUACUGCAACGAAAUUUUGAGAAGGAUAGAGGGUUCAGGACCCAUUUCAACAAUAGAGUUCAACGAAGAAGGCACACAUCUAGCCUAUGGAAAUGCUGAUGGCAUUGUUAGCACUAUCGAACUCGGCAAAGCAGAUGUUUCUGACAUAACACAACGUUGUCACACUUGUUCAAAACCUUAUCAGAUUUUUCUGAGUCACGAGCCAGAGUUUGAUUGUCUGAAGUCUCAGGCUAUAGAGGAAAAGAUCAGUCAUAUACGUUGGUUACCGAGGUCUGGUCGUUCUCACUUUUUACUUUCUUCUAAUGAACGUACUAUCAAACUUUGGCAGUUGACUGAAUUGCCUACACAAUCCUUUUCAAAUCUGAAUUUCCCCGUUGAAUGUGGUUGUCGACGUAAAGUUGUCAUCAGAUCACUAUCUGAUAUCAAAGUUCCUGUUUGUAUUAAAAACUAUGAAAAUACAACUGUACGAGUACAGAAUAAGAAAAUAUUUGCUCGUGGUCAUGGUUUUACAAUUGUUGGCCUAUCACCAUCUGCUGACCGUGAAACUUUCUUCUCUGCAGAUCCAUUAAGGAUAAAUAUGUGGAAUUUGGAAGUUACUAAUGAGGUGUUCAGUGUUAUUGAUCAUAUGCUUGAUCGUUUAGACGAUCGAUCACAUCUAAUAACUGGAAUUAAUUGCAGUAACUCUUCUCCAUCAUUGUUUGCAUAUGGUACCAACAGGGGUUCUAUUUUCAUUUGUGAUACACGAUCAAGUUCUCUUUGUGAUCAUCCUUCUCUUGCUUUUCAUAGCCUUGCUGCAGAUGAGUCGAAUGUCCUUACAAUCCUUACUAGUUCAAUUUCCGACUUGAAAUUUGGCAAUUUCUCCGAUCAUCUAAUAUUUUCUCGUGACUACAUGAGUGUAAAAAUAUGGGAUUCACGAAUGCCAACCCAACCGGUUGAAGUUUAUCCCGUCCAAUUUCAUUUAAGGAAACAUCUCACUGUAUUAUAUGAGACUGAAUUACUUUUUGAUGACUUCAAGGUAACUAUAUCCUCUGAUGAUAGAUAUAUAAUGACUGGUUCAUAUAAUAAUACUGUUAAAGUUUUUGAUCGUCGAAAUCCUGUCGAAGGUUCUUACAAAUUAAUUAUGCAAGAUGAAGAGGCUAAUUCAUUUAUUGAUCCAUUUCGUACUACUGAUGGUAGUGGUACUUCAGUAUUUGUUUCACCGAUACCAGAUAGUAUUGAAUUACCUUGGCCACGACGAUUACAUGAUGAUUUAAUUGAUACAAAUGAAGAUUUUUCUAAAUCAUCAACAUUUGGUGAUAAUUCAAAUGAACAAUUAUUCACUGUAAAUGUUGGACGUAAAUGGUUACAAGUUAGUUGGCAGCCUGGAUUCAAUGUGGCCGCUGUCAGUCAUUCAGAUGGUAUACAUUUAAUUGAAGCACUAAGUUAGCAUUAUAUGCAAUUUAUGUAAUUUCAUUAUAUAUAUAUAUAUAUAUAUAUAUAUAUAUAUAUAUAUAUAUAUAUAUAUAUAUACUUUAUUUUCUUCAGUGAAAUCACAUUCCUAGUUGUAUGUUUUUGCCUUCAUUGCCUUCGUCUUUUUUUUGUUUUGUUUUUCUAAAUAAACAAGCAAACAAACAUUUUCAUGAUAAUAGUGAUACAUUUCAAUGAAUAAAAUGCUUUGCUUUAUCUGUUUUAUUUUCCACCUGAAUUUAUUUAUUUUUAACAUUCGACAGACAUUGUUAACUAGAUGUAUACAUAUACGUCUAUUGGUAAAUAUUGCCUUCUUGUAAACUGUCAGUAGAAAUCUUCUGUUCACCCAUUCAUUUAUUCAUUCAUUCAUUUAUUGUCUCUUUCUAUCAUAUUCUUGUCAUACUUUUGUCCAAGAAGAUUUCACUUUCUUUCCUCUCUCUAAAAGGAAUCAUUCAUAAAAAUCGAAUUAGUUUUAUUAUUUUCGAGUUCUGCUUUUCUUUCUGUUGAGUCAAGGUGUACUGUUAUGUGCAUCCACACACACACACACACAAGCAGACGAAGAGAGCGGUGUUGACAGACAACAUAUUCUCUUUUAUCCCCUUCUCUGAUAUUUUGUGCCAAACACAAUUGUUUUCCAUGCAUUGAUAAUUUCUUUUGUUGUUGUUCCCCUAGAUUUCAAUUAUAGCAGUGUACAUACACAUAGGAUACAUACAAUAUAUGUUCUGUAUACUCCACCUCAUGGAACAUAGCACUAUUCACAUUAUUUUAACAACUGAAACAACGAAACAAUAGGUCAGGUGGAAGUAAUUGCUGAAACAAAUUUAGAUCUUUGUCUCUGUCUCUUUCAUCAACGCAUCAUAAUAAUAAUAAUAUUGUUAUUAUUACUGCUAUUACUAUCACUAUAACUACGAUUAAGUACUGAUUAUCACUACUAAUUAUGAUAACUGUUAUUAUUACUGUUGAUAUUAUUGCUACUAAUAAUGAAAUAGAUUUUGUUUUUUGUAGAAUCAUUUUCCGGUAACUUUUCUUACUUGGAUUAUUAUCAAAAUAAAUGACGAGAUAAAAAAAGUUGUAUUUGAUGAUUAGAGAA